This is a messenger RNA of Nipponia nippon (crested ibis), 1194 nucleotides long. Its product is annotated as dnaJ homolog subfamily A member 1. Lineage: Eukaryota; Metazoa; Chordata; Aves; Pelecaniformes; Threskiornithidae. Gene Ontology annotation, molecular function: ATP binding; Hsp70 protein binding. The record is from RefSeq and is a predicted model, not a curated record. Gene Ontology annotation, biological process: response to heat; protein folding.
AUGGUGAAGGAGACUCUGUAUUAUGAUGUGCUGGGGGUGAAGCCCAGUGCUUCUGCUGAGGAGCUGAAGAAGGCGUACCGUAAGCUGGCCUUAAAAUAUCACCCUGAUAAGAACCCUAACGAGGGUGAGAAGUUCAAACAGAUUUCCCAAGCCUAUGAGAUACUGUCUGACCAGAAGAAGAGAGAUCUGUAUGAUAAAGGUGGUGAGCAGGCUGUCAAAGAGGGUGGCUCCAGUAGUAGUUUUGGGUCACCCAUGGACAUAUUUGACUUGUUCUUUGGAGGUGGUGGGAGGAUGCAAAGGGAGAGACGAGGCAAAAAUGUUGUUCAUCAGUUGUCGAUAAGCUUAGAAGAUCUGUAUAAUGGUGCAACAAGAAAGCUGGCUUUGCAGAAGAAUGUGAUCUGUGACAAAUGCGAAGGUCGUGGUGGUAAGAAGGGUGCAAUAGAAUGCUGUCCUAAUUGCAGAGGCACAGGCAUGCAAAUCAGAAUUCACCAGAUUGGUCCAGGAAUGGUGCAACAGAUUCAGUCUGUAUGUAUGGAGUGUCAGGGGCAUGGGGAGCGUAUUAGCCCCAAGGACCGGUGCAAGAGCUGCACUGGCAGAAAAAUUGUUAGAGAGAAGAAGAUUCUAGAAGUUCACAUUGACAAAGGAAUGAAGGAUGGUCAGAAAAUAACAUUCCAUGGUGAAGGGGACCAAGAGCCAGGACUAGAGCCAGGGGACAUAAUUAUCGUCUUAGAUCAAAAAGAUCACCCUACGCUUACAAGGCAAGGGGAAGACCUUGUUAUGUGCAUGGAUAUACAGCUGGUUGAAGCACUGUGUGGCUUUCAAAAGCCUAUCACAACACUGGAUAAUAGAACUAUAAUUAUUACUUCUCAUCCUGGCCAGACUGUCAAACAUGGGGAUAUUAAAUGUGUGCUGAAUGAAGGCAUGCCAGUAUAUCGUAGGCCAUACGAAAAAGGACGUCUAAUCAUAGAGUUCAAGGUGAACUUCCCAGGUAGUGGCUUCUUCUCCUCAGAUAAGUUGUAUUUGCUGGAAAAACUGCUACCUGCAAGGCAGGAAGUAGAAGAAACUGAGGAAAUGGAACAAGUGGAUUUAAUGGACUUUGAUCCAGCUCAAGACAGAAGACAUUGCUAUAAUGGAGAAGCCUAUGAAGAUGAUGAGCAUCACCCUGGAGGUGGUGUUGAAUGUCAGACUUCUUAA